CAUAAAUAAAAACCAAAAGACCCAUCUGCAUCACCAUCUCUACUCUCUAAAGAAUUAACAAGUUAUGUACCAAUAAAUAAUAGUAAUAAAAAAGAAGGUGCUCUUGGAUCCAGAUCUUCCUGCUUUUCUUCUAUAAACAAAACAUGGGGUUCCACCCUCUACAAUCCCAAAACAGAUCAUUUGUUCUUUCUCCUCUUCUUCUUCUUCUCCUUCUUCUUCUCUCUUAUUGUUUACACCAAUGCCUGCAAUUCUAAGUAAUCUCUUACUUUCUCCCAAUAAAUUCUUCUCCUCCUUCACCUUAGUAGUACUUUUCUUAAUAAACUCUAUUGUUUUCUUUCAUUCUUGUUACUCUAUUGAUGUACAAGGCCAAGUUCUUCUGUCAUGGAAGAACAGCCUAAGCAGCUCAACAACAGGUGUGUUAACUACUUGGAGUCAUUUAGACUCCACUCCAUGCAAUUGGGUUGGGAUUCAUUGCAAUCCAAAAGGAGAGGUUGUGGAGAUAAGUUUGAAGUCAGUGGAUUUGCAGGGUCCAUUGCCUUCAAAUUUUCAGUCUCUGAAGUCCUUGAAGACUCUUCUUCUGUCAUCAACCAAUCUCACAGGAACAAUCCCAACAGAGUUUGUGGAUUAUCAUGAGCUGAGCUUGAUUGAUUUGAGUGACAAUUCUCUAUCAGGUGAAAUACCAGAAGAGAUUUGCAGACUUGUUAAACUUGAAAGCUUGUCUCUCAAUACAAAUUUCUUUGAAGGUGGGAUUCCUUCUUGUAUUGGAAACCUCACAAAUCUUGAGAAUUUCACACUCUAUGACAAUCAAUUGAAUGGGGAGAUUCCAAAGAGCAUUGGAGCAUUGAAAAGUCUGCAAAUUUUUAGAGCAGGUGGAAACAAGAACCUGAAAGGAGAGGUUCCAUGGGAGAUUGGAAACUGCACAAACUUGGUCACUUUAGGCCUCGCAGAAACCAGCAUUUCCGGGGGACUUCCUUCAUCAAUUGGGUUUCUGAAGAGGAUAGAAAUUAUUGCUAUUUAUACUUCAUUACUUUCAGGUUCAAUCCCAGAAGAGAUUGGAAACUGCAGUGAGUUGCAGAAAUUGUACUUGUAUCAGAAUUCGAUAUCUGGCCAAAUCCCACGAAGAAUUGGCGAGCUCAGAAAGCUUGAGAGUCUUCUUUUAUGGCAGAACAGCCUAGUGGGUACCAUCCCAGAUGAGCUUGGAAGCUGCAGCGAGCUCACAGUCAUUGAUUUAUCAGAAAAUCUUCUUACAGGAAGCAUUCCAAGAAGUUUUGGGAACUUAUUGAAGCUUGAAGAGCUUCAGCUCAGCGUGAACCAGUUAUCCGGUGCCAUUCCCGUCGAAAUCUCAAAUUGUACUUCCUUGAUUCAUCUUGAAGUGGACAACAAUGUCAUUUCUGGUGAGAUUCCUCCUCUUAUUGGCAACUUGAAAAGCUUGACACUAUUCUUUGCCUGGCAGAAUAAGCUAACAGGCAACAUUCCUGUAAGUAUUGCUGAUUGCCAGAAUCUUCAGGCUCUUGAUCUAUCCUACAAUAACCUUUUCGGUUCAAUACCGAAACAGGUUUUCGGAUUGAGAAACCUCACCAAACUGCUGCUACUUUCCAAUGAUUUAUCUGGUUUUAUACCAUCUGAUAUAGGAAACUGCACAAACCUGUAUAGGUUGAGAUUGAAUGGCAAUAGACUGGCUGGUACUCUUCCAUCAGAGAUUGGAGACCUUAAGAGCUUAAAUUUUGUUGACAUCAGUAACAAUCGUCUCGUCGGAGGAAUUCCUCCGUCUAUAUUCGGAUGCCAGAGCCUCGAGUUUCUUGAUCUCCAUUCGAAUGGCCUCGCGGGUUCUCUACCUGAAACUCUGCCUAAGAGCCUGCAGUUUGUGGACAUUUCAGAUAACAGGCUUACAGGUUCACUGACUGAAAGUGUUGGGUCGUUAACCGAACUAACGAAGCUCAAUCUGGCAAAGAAUCAACUCUCUGGAAGAAUCCCAGCGGAGAUAUUGGCUUGCAGCAAGCUACAAUUGUUGAACUUGGGAGAUAAUGGCUUCUCAGGAGAGAUUCCAAAGGAACUCUGUCAACUUCCCGCACUAGAAAUCUCUCUCAAUCUUAGCUUCAACCAACUUUUUGGUGACAUUCCGUCUGAAUUCUCCGGUCUUAGCAAGCUAGGAUUAAUUGAUCUUUCCCACAACAAGCUCAGUGGGAAUUUAGAUGCAAUUGCAAAUCUUCAAAACCUUGUUUCUCUCAAUGUCUCCUUCAAUGAGUUUUCUGGUGAAUUGCCUAACACCCCAUUUUUUCGCAAACUCCCUCUUAGUGACCUUGCUUCAAACAAAGGUCUCUAUAUCUCUGGUGGGGUCGCAUCACCUGGUGAUAGUCGUGGACCGGAAGCGCAUACUAGAUCAGCAAUGAAGAUGAUCAUGUCAAUCCUUCUUAGUGCUAGUGCAGUACUAGUACUUCUUACUAUCUAUGUAUUACUCCGAAUUCGAAUGGCAAACAAAGGGCUCAUGGAAGACGAUACUUGGGAGAUGACUUUGUAUCAGAAGCUCGAGUUCUCCAUCGAUGACAUUGUCAAGAAUCUAACAUCAGCUAAUGUGAUAGGCACCGGUAGCUCAGGAGUUGUAUACAGGGUUACAAUUCCAAAUGGGGAAACAUUAGCAGUGAAGAAGAUGUGGUCAACAGAGGAAUCAGGGGCUUUCACUACUGAAAUCCAGACUCUGGGUUCGAUUAGACACCGGAACAUUGUGAGGCUUUUGGGUUGGGGAUCAAACCGAAACCUGAAGCUACUGUUCUAUGAUUACCUCCCAAAUGGAAGCUUAAGCUCACUCCUCCAUGGAGCUGUUAAGAGAACAGCAGAUUGGGAGGCAAGAUAUGAUGUUGUGUUGUGUGUAGCACAUGCCUUGGCAUACUUGCACCAUGACUGUGUGCCUGCUAUUUUACAUGGUGAUGUGAAAGCCAUGAAUGUCUUGUUAGGUCCAAGAAAUGAGGCUUACCUGGCUGACUUUGGACUUGCUAGAGUUGUCAGUAGAAAUAGUGUUGAUGGUUUAUCCAAACCAAGUCAAAGGCCUCAACUUGCUGGUUCAUAUGGGUAUAUGGCACCAGAGCAUGGAUCAAUGCAGAGAAUCACAGAGAAAAGUGAUGUCUACAGUUUUGGUGUGGUUCUUUUAGAGGUUUUGACAGGGAGGCACCCAUUAGACCCAACCUUGCCAGGGGGUGCACCAUUGGUUCAGUGGGCUAAGGACCACUUAGCAAGCAAGAAAAACCCAGUUGACAUUCUUGAUGCAAGACUCAGAGGGAGGGCAGACCCUACAAUGCAUGAAAUGCUCCAAACUUUAGCAGUUUCAUUCCUCUGCAUCAGCUCAAGAGCCGAUGAUCGUCCGAUGAUGAAAGACGUGGUCGCAAUGCUCAAAGAAAUUCGACAUGUUGAGGGUGUAAGAUCAGAUCCUGACAUCUCAAAGGGGAACUUGUCAGUAGUUCGAUCCCCUCCGACAAAGAUUGUAGUCUCGCAAGGAUCUUCUAACUGCUCAUUUGCCUUCUCGGAUGAGUCUAUCGAAUCAUCUGAUAAAACAGUACAAUGAGAAAGCCAAAGUGCUUCACAAUUGUGCAUAAACGGAUGGAGACUAAAUCAUCAGAGCCAGGUAACACACAGGGAGGGAAUUUUGGAGUUGAUUUUUGUUCUCCUUCAAAUUUUUAAUCUGUAUUGCGUAUCUGGGUGUUGGUAGUUUUAAUUUUUUAAUCUGUAAUUUUUAUGGAAUGUAGUGUAUUAUCAGAUGUAACAAAAAUAAGAUAGAUUUCUGGGUUUUCAAGGAAAGUGCCAAAACUAGUAGGGAAUUACCUAGGAAUUGGAGAUGUCAAUGGUUCAUCUGUCAUCUGUGUAGGUGAGAGAAUUGAUGAAUGUAGGACAUGUAGAAACUGGAACAAUGAUUGGGUGUUUUGGUCUCAUGUUGUUUAGAAUUUAUUGCAAGAAAAAAAUGAGAUUCCUCUUUA
Molecule: messenger RNA, 3965 nt
Organism: Tripterygium wilfordii
Lineage: Eukaryota; Viridiplantae; Streptophyta; Magnoliopsida; Celastrales; Celastraceae
Product: LRR receptor-like serine/threonine-protein kinase
Exons: 2
Coding region: 239-3556 (1105 amino acids)
Biological process (GO): protein phosphorylation
Cellular component (GO): plasma membrane
Molecular function (GO): protein kinase activity; ATP binding; protein binding
Source: RefSeq, a predicted model, not a curated record